AUGGCACAAAUCGCCGGUAGACCUACUCGUUUUCAUCCAACACGACUUGUGAUAAUGAUAACGGUCGUUGUAGUGUUCCUCUUCUUCAUAGUUACUUCUGUGUACAAUAUCGCAGCAUUUCCAUCUCCUACUUCUCAUGAUCCGGAGACUGGCUACACACGAGAAGCGGCAAUCAUGCAUCUGAGUGAGAAAAACACAAGUGAUGCCAUCGUGGCUAGAUUGCAAAUGCUAGAAAAAGAAUUGUCGUCUCUACGCAUAAUGUUGGCGAAGACCUCGGCUGGACAGAGCAAAACGUUUCCAGAUGUUCGAUUCCGAAACGAGGAAACUCGCAAGCGAAUUUUAGUUACUGGUGGAGCAGGAUUUGUUGGGUCGCACCUAGUGGAUAAACUUAUGAUGGAUGGUCAUGAAGUUACCACCUCUAUGGAGAAUUUCUUAUUUACUCUAUUUUUUUUAACGUUUUAUGUCAUUGCGCUUGAUAAUUACUUCACUGGGCGCAAACAUAAUGUUGAACAAUGGAUUGGUCAUCCAAACUUCGAGCUUGUACAUCACGAUGUUGUCAAUCCUUACUUCAUCGAAGUGGAUCAGAUCUAUCACUUGGCCUCACCGGCUUCUCCACCACACUAUAUGUAUAACCCAGUGAAGACCAUAAAGACGAAUACUUUGGGAACUAUCAAUAUGCUUGGACUGGCAAAGUUGGUGAUAUUCAUCUUUCUGCUUAAGUUUCUUUCCGCCUUUUCCAUUUUUCAUCUACAUAUUUGUUUUCGGCGUGUCAAAGCCACGGUGCUACUCGCGUCUACUUCUGAAGUUUAUGGAGAUCCAGAAGUCCACCCUCAACCAGAAACGUACUGGGGGCAUGUGAACACAGUGGGACCCCGUAGCUGCUACGAUGAAGGGAAACGGGUUGCAGAAUCCCUAAUGGUAGCUUAUAACAAGCAGGAGCGCGUUUCAAUAAGAAUAGCGCGCAUAUUCAACACAUUUGGGCCAAGAAUGCAUAUGAAUGAUGGAAGAGUUGUGUCUAAUUUCAUUAUCCAAGCAUUGCAGGGAAAGCCCAUCACGAUUUACGGCGACGGUUCGCAGACAAGGUCAUUCCAGUACGUUGACGAUUUAGUUGAUGGAUUAAUAUCUCUUAUGAAUAGCAAUUGUUCAUCGCCUGUGAAUCUUGGAAACCCAGAAGAACAUUCUAUUUCAAACUUCGCGCGGAUAAUACGGGACCUUGUUGGUAGUUCCAGUGUAAUUAUUAACCAACCCUCACAAGAAGAUGAUCCGCAACAACGAAGGCCGGAUAUAACAAGAGCUGCAAGAGAGUUGAACUGGAGACCUCAGGUGUCGAUGCGGGAAGGACUGAAAAAGACCAUUGAAUAUUUUCGGGAUCAAAUCAAUGAACAUCAAAGAUUAUCCGAGGAACCGUGA
Necator americanus (New World hookworm) is the source of this 1410-nucleotide messenger RNA. RefSeq lists its product as uncharacterized. The transcript has 10 exons. Gene Ontology annotation, cellular component: cytoplasm. Gene Ontology annotation, molecular function: UDP-glucuronate decarboxylase activity; NAD+ binding. Gene Ontology annotation, biological process: D-xylose metabolic process. Lineage: Eukaryota; Metazoa; Nematoda; Chromadorea; Rhabditida; Ancylostomatidae. Bases 1 to 1410 code for a protein of 469 amino acids. The record is from RefSeq and is a predicted model, not a curated record.